This is a messenger RNA of Biomphalaria glabrata, 3927 nucleotides long. RefSeq names its product arginine/serine-rich protein PNISR-like. Gene Ontology annotation, cellular component: presynaptic active zone; nuclear speck. The transcript is spliced from 12 exons. Lineage: Eukaryota; Metazoa; Mollusca; Gastropoda; Planorbidae. The record is from RefSeq and is a predicted model, not a curated record. Bases 150 to 3338 code for a protein of 1062 amino acids. Gene Ontology annotation, molecular function: RNA binding.
AUAAAAAAGUGGGUUAGAAAUAAUAGAUCUAGAGAUUUAGCAAAGAAAAAUUUUAAUAUUUGCUGUAAUAGUUUCUAUGAUUUUUCUGGAUUCUUAACUCCUAGAUCUAGACUCUAUAUGUAUAAAAUAUUAAUGUAUAAGUUGCCAUAAUGUGGGCAAAUCCAUUUGGUACAACAUGGUCUAUGCAACAAUCAGAUUAUCAAAAUGUUCCCCAUGAACAAGUUGAUUGGGCUGCCUUAGCCAAACAAUGGAUAACGCAGAGAGAGACUGUUGGUCCUCCGCAUCCCAUGAUGCUAAUGAGCGCCUCAGAAGUUAUUAUGCCUCCAGCUGAGCUGCCUGUGGUUGCACCUCCACCCCCACCACCCCCUCCACCACCAGCAGAAGAGGAAAAAAUUACUCAGGUGACUAAGCCCAAAGUAGAAGAUGAAGAUGAGAACAGCAUGGAGAUUGCUUCAGAUGGUGAAGAUAACUCUUCCUCAUCAGCAACUAUGGCAAGUUCAUCUGCACCAGAAGUCGUCCCCCAGCCUUUCCCAACCCAGCCUGGAUGGGUUCAGCCACAGCAGCAGCCUUGGUGGCCUCCUGGUCCUAGUGGGGAUGUCUGGAUGGGAAAUACAAUCGUAGCUAAUAAGGAGGAUUAUGCUGGAGAGAUGCCCAGCUUUCCAGUUGACAGUCAGAUGUAUUUUAAUCAGGUAAUGUCUGCAGGACUUCCUCAUUUUCUCCCAGGUGUUGUCAUGGGACAGGAUGCGCCUGCUAAAGAUGGAUCCUACAAUCCCUACUGGGACGACGCUGUUGGUGCAGAUAGUGAUUCCUCUCAGCCAGCACUACUCCCUGACCCACCCCUUAGGACGUCACACCAGCGACACCACACCCAUCACCACCACACACAGCAUGCCAACCACAGGCCUGGAAGGCACAACCACAUGAUGGCAGACGCUGUUCUAGAUGAAGAAGAUGGCAGCAUAGAUGCAGCUAAAAGACGAGCCCUACCUGCUUGGAUUAGAGAAGGAUUAGAAAAAAUGGAGAGAGAGAAACAAAAGUUAAUGGAAAAGGAGCAAACUAAGCAACAAAGAGAUGCAGUCUUGAGAGAGCAACAGGAUGCUGACUCUGCUAAGAGAGAUGUGGCUGAUGAUGCCAACCCAAUGAAAAGCAAAUUUGAUACUGAUGAAGAAGAAGAUGAUGAUAAUGAAAAAGAAAAGGUUGAGGCUAGCGGAGAUGAAAAUGAUGAUGAUGAUAAGAAAGAGACUCCUGCUGGUGUGAAGCAUGUAUUGUCCAGUGAACGGGAGCCUGUAAAGUCGCCAUCAGCAGAGAAACGUAGUCCUUCUCCUAGUGCUUUUAUGACUGAAGAAGAGAAGGAGGCUGCAUUAAUGAUGAAAGUGAAGAGAAUGCUAACAGAAACGUUACUGGAGGUCACCAAUUCGGAGAUACGAGCUGUUGCUCUGGAAGUGAUUCAAAGAGCUCGUAAAAAAGCAAUGAAAGCUCCAGCAAAGCAACUUGCCAAGUCCUCGGCUUUGGCUUCUUUGACCUCCUUGGCAGUGGGAUAUGGGACAGGAAGUGACACCAGUGGCACAGAGGACUCAGAUGAUGAUGGAGAUGAUUCUGACUCUGAUUUGAAAGAAAGAAUCCGGCGUAAGAAAGAAGACUUCGCUAAGAGACAUCGUCACUUAAGUGACAAUGAAGAAGAUACUGUUGGUAAGCAGCAGACACCUGAAAAAUCAAAGUCGAGAUCUAAACAGGACGAAGGGUCUGGGAAAUCAUCCAGAAAUAGGGACGAGGAACGAAAUAGGCGACAUAGCGAUGCUAAAUUAGAUUCAAAGAAUGUUAAGACAGAACGACAAAGCAGUAGUGACUCUAAAGCAGACAGGCUUAGACGACGAGACUCUGGGGAGGAUGGAAACAAAUCUCUAGAUCACAGAAAAAAAAGUAGUGAGAGGGUAGAUGAAGACCAAGAGGAGUUAGACAAGAAGAGGGCAUCUGAGAAAUCUACAAUUAAACAAGAUGAAAGUCGUGAUCAAAGAAGAAUUUCUGGUGACUUAAAAAAAGAUAGUAAGGUCCACAAAGACGAGAAAAAUAGAGACAGUAAAAGUACGAAAAUAAAAAAUGAGAAGGCAUCUAGGGAUAACGCGAAAGUAUCUAGGGAUAAUGAAAAGGUUUCUAGGGAUAAAAAAGUUAAAAGUUUAGUGAAAGUUAAAAGGAAGAGUAAGUCAAGUAGUGAGGUUUCCUCAUCCUCUAGUUCUGGUUCUUCUAGCAGUAGUAGUGAGUCCAGCGGGAGUGAUGAUGACGACGAAAAUGGUGAUAGUAGUGUUUCUUCUUCAUCCUCAUCAUCGUCGUCAUCAUCUUCAUCAGAGGAUGAGGCACCUGCCAAAAAAUCUGUUAGGGCUAAAAGCAAUAAGAGUUCUGAAAAAUAUGACAGUAAAUUACCAGAACCAGACAAAAGUAAAAAAGUUAGUCCUGAUAAGGUUAGGUCCGAGACAGGAAAGGCAAAAGAUAUUAAGCAAAGGAGGGAUUCACAAAGUGUAGAAAAAUUAAAACCUAACAAAACUGUUGAUAAUGAAAAACGUAGAUCUUUUGAAAAGGACAGUGAAUUUUCCAAAAGUAAAGAGUUCAAAGAUUCUAGUCGAGAGAAAUUAAAAGAUAAAAGUAGAAGCUUAGAAAGUGCUGAAAGUAACGUACACAAAGAAAUGAGGAGAGAAAGAAGUGUAGAUAGAGCUAAGAGAGGAAAUCGCAGUCGUAGCAGAGAUAGAAGAAGCAGAAGUCGUAGUAGGGACAGGAGUAGAAGUCGAAGUAAAGAGAAAAGCUCCAGAAGGGAUAGGAGAAGUAUAAGUAGAGAUAGAAGUAGGAGAAGUACUAGCCGAGGCAAAGAUAGGCGAAGCAUCUCCAGGGAUAGAGAUGUUCGCAGUAGAGUAGAUGAUAGAUCUAGGGACUCUGUAGAGGAUGACAGGUAUAGGGAUCGACUUGACGAGAGGGACAGGCGUAGAGAUAGGUCUAGGAAAAAUAGUUCAAGUAGGGACAUUAGAGACUCUAAGACUAAGAAAAGUAGAAGCAGGGAAAGAGAUAGAUCCUCGCGCCAUGCUGAUGAAAUCUCAAGUGCUCACAUGUCUUCCAAAUCUAGCAAGAAAAGGAAGCCGUCCAUGUCCUCCUCAGAUAGCGAUGUCAGCAGCGGCAGGGUCAGAAAGUCUUCCCCUCCACGGGAAAAGAAGCACAAGUCAAAGGGUACCAAGGAUGAGUAUGAAAAGGGGGUAGAAAAGGAGUAUGGGAGUGAGAGAAGGAAUCGUGGUAAGACAUCGAAGAGAAAACGCAGUAGAUCUCGAUCAAGGUAUGCUAAAACAUUUUGUGAAUAAUCAGAUUACAACCCACUUGUUCUAACCUUACACUUUGAAACCCACCCAGCUAUACUUUUUAACAGUUAUCCAGACCUGAUAGGACUGUGGUGAAAAAGGGAUAAUGCUCCAUGAUUACCCUAUUUUCUGUUGUCUCAAUAUUCUUUCAAGUUGUUGGAAGAACUUGUCUUAUCUUAUUACUUUCAGGAUGACAUUAAAACUGUCACAUUCUGUAUAGAAUGUAGUUUAACAAAGUGAAAGCUUUAUCUCAGUGUCUUGUAGGGAUGUUAAAGCUAUGGCUUUCUCUUAUCUAAAGGUGGUAAAGUCUUUUUUAACUUCUGCUUAUCAGGAAAAGUAUGAAUCAUAUUUGAAGCCUAGGUGUUUUUUUACUUCUACAAACUUUGUGAAAUUGUAUGAGUUGAUAUGUUAUUUUGUUUUGUUUCAGAUCUUGAUGUGAAGGAAGGAGUUGGUGCAACUUUUGUAUAGACCCAAACUGUGAGCUGAUGCUUGUUGUAAAUAGACUUUGUCGCAUGUUCCUAUGUUUAUAGUUCAAAUACCUAUCAUACCUUUAUGUACAUUCAAUUUCCAUGCAAUAAAAUUUUCAAUUCCA